Messenger RNA from Phytophthora nicotianae INRA-310, 1454 nucleotides. Its product is annotated as cystathionine beta-synthase, variant. Lineage: Eukaryota; Oomycota; Peronosporomycetes; Peronosporales; Peronosporaceae. Gene Ontology annotation, cellular component: cytoplasm. Gene Ontology annotation, molecular function: cystathionine beta-synthase activity; cysteine synthase activity. The transcript is spliced from 2 exons. Bases 230 to 1354 code for a protein of 374 amino acids. The record is from RefSeq and is a predicted model, not a curated record.
AAGGACCGUAUCGGCAAGCGCAUGGUGGAGGACGCCGAAGCAGCUGGCCGCAUUAAGCCCGGAGACACGCUCAUCGAGCCCACGUCGGGCAAUACCGGCAUCGGUUUGGCGCUCGCGUCUGCCAUCAAGGGCUACCGCUGCAUCAUCACGCUCCCGGGUGGGUCUGCCACCGAAUACUUACUCAAUGUCUGUAUACUAACUGAAGUGUGUGUGUGUCCAUACAGAGAAGAUGAGUCUGGAGAAGGUGAACGUCCUCAAGGCACUGGGCGCGGAGAUCAUUCGGACGCCGACGGAGGCUGCGUGGGACUCGCCCGAGAGCCACAUUGGCAUCGCCAAGCGUCUGCAGGCUGAGCUCCCGAAUGCGCAUAUUUUGGACCAGUAUGCCAACCCGUCCAACCCGCUGGCUCACUAUGACGGCACAGCCGAGGAGAUCUUGGAUCAAUGUGACGGGAAGGUUGAUAUGGUCGUGAUGGGCGUCGGUACCGGUGGUACCAUUACCGGUAUCGCUAAGAAACUCAAGGAGAAAUGCCCCAAUGUGAUUGUCGUCGGUGUGGACCCAGAAGGCUCGAUCCUCGCACUGCCAGACUCGUUGAACGACAAGAACCGACUGCAGCCGUACAAGGUCGAAGGUAUCGGCUACGACUUCAUCCCGGACGUGCUAGACCGCAGUCUGGUGGACAAGUGGGAGAAGACGAAUGACCAGGAAUCGUUCAUCAUGUCCCGUCGUCUGAUUCGCGAGGAAGGACUGCUGUGUGGCGGCUCCAGUGGCUCUGCCAUGGCUGCUGCGGUACGUGCGGCGUCGAUCCUCAAGCCUGGCCAACGUUGCGUGGUUAUUCUGCCGGACUCGACACGUAACUACAUGUCUAAGUUCUUGAACGACGCGUGGAUGUUCGAGAACAAAUACGUGGAAAACACGGUGCACACGCGCGAGAACUACUCCAAGUACCGCAAAGAAACAGCCACGUGGUGGUCGGAACAGCGUGUGUCUGUGCUGGAACUACCGCAUCCUUCAACGGUACCGCCUCAUCUCUCGUGCGCUGCCGCUAUUGAGACUAUGGAACGUCACGGCUAUGAUCAGCUACCGGUGGUCAAGGAGGACGGCACGGUGCAGGGCGUCGUGACCAUCGGCAACCUGCUGUCCAGACUGUCUUCUGGUCGCGUCAUGCGCACUGACCCCGUUGCUGCCGUGACAUUCGGCAACUUCAGUCGUGUGACCCACGAGAGCUCGUUGGCGGAGCUGGCCACCAUCUUCGACAAAGAUUACUUCGCUGUUGUGACGUCUACGGACGGCAAGAUCGCUGGUCUUGCCACCCGGAUUGACCUGCUCAACUAUAUCACCAGCACCCGCGACUAAGCGAAAGCAGGAAACGAAAAACUAGAUUGGCUAGAAUAAUGCCGGUACUUCGUUUCGGUAUGAAAAAAAAAGAAAUAAAAAAUCUUUUGGAGGGAAAGUG